AAGCUGCAAAAGGUCGCCGCAUUCAGCCUUCCCUCGUGAUCCCCCAUCGCCCCGACGUUCAUCACUUCUGAUGCCCAUGCUGCAAAACACGCAGCAGCAGCGGCAGCAGCAGGAGGAGGAGGAGGCAGAUCGGUACGACCACCCGGUUUCUUACCUCUUCGUCGGCCGCCGGACCUUGUUUCUGCUCAGCAUAGAGGACACAUUGCGGCUGAGAGGCACCUGCAGAUGGCUGAGAAACCUCUUCAGAGCGCCUCAGCUGCGGCAGCGGCUCACCCACACCCUCAGUACACAGACGGGACUGCUGUGCUUCGACGAUGAGGAGAUGGGUGUGGCCGAUCUGCUGGCGGCUGUGAGCGUGAUGGAGGUGGGGGGCGACUGGUGUGAGGUGCGGGAGGCCCUCGAGCUGGCGGAGCAGUGUGGGUAUUGUCAGCUGCCGGUCGUCCUCACUGCCGCUGACCUCCACCGACACACUAACAUGGCGGUAAGGCACAUGAGAGAGAGAGGCGGGGAAGGGAACAAGGAUCGGCUCAUUAUUGUGUGCUGUCAUCGUGUUCUUGUGUGUGGCGUCUGCGUGUGUGCAGGCGUAUUUGGCUGGGCCACGUGUGUUGGCUCAGCUCAAGAUGGUCGGCCAUUAUAUUGGCUUCCCCAACAACGACGCAACUUUCGAGCUGUUCCAGCAUGGCGAUCAGCUGCGGGCGAUUAAGGACCAGAGUGGCUUCGAGCUGACAAUUGACCCACCUCUCCCGGCCAACCACCUCUACCAGCAGCGCCGCCUCGCCCACAACCCGCCCGUCAGCAGCCGGUUUGGGUGGAACAUUUUUGAUCGUUGGCGCGGCUCACGUGGUCAUCAUGAGGCCAUCACGGAUCCUUCGGUAUCGUCCUUUGUUAAGAGGAACAUCUUCGAGCACUUUUUCCGCAGUCGUGGGACUUCGUCGAUUGGCGGACAAAUCACCAGGUCAGGCAGCUGAUGAGGUUGUGUGUGUGUGUGUGUGUGUAUGUGUGUGGGUGCUUGUCGGCGGAUGAUCAGGGAAAUGGGGGAUGAUCGGCUGCAUAGACUGCUCGAAGAGUCCCCACACGAGCCGGUGGACAACUGCACUCUGGCCAUCCCAUUCCAUUCGGACAAUUGCCUGCAUUACUAUCUCCGGCUGACCCCCGCCGGCCACCCAUUCCUCACAAUGAUCAGCAUGUCAUCGGAGCCCAAUGACAGCGGUCAGCGGUGCUAAAUCACACGAGAGAGAGAGAGAGUCGAUAUGCCGGUAAACCAUUCUUUUCUUCUGUCCUUCUCUCGUUGACCUGUCUGUCUGUCUGUCUGUCUGUCUGCAGUGGUGGCUCUGCUUUGGACAACCGAGCGCCCUGUCGUCGCCCAGGGUGGCUACAAGGAUCUCCACCAACAGACCGCCGCCCUGGCACCUGUAAUGUUGGGGCCUGUGAUCGCACCGAUCAUCCUAGGUGGCUGACCAGUGAGUGUGGACAGGACAGUUGUGGUGAUCCAUAUGGCAGCGUAGGCAGCGCAGAGAACUGGCAGGCACGAGUUGAGCAAGGGAAUGAGACAACGGGCUGAGAGGAGAGGAGACGAAGCAGACAGACAGACAGACAGGCAGGCAGGCAGGCUGUGCGUGUGUUGUCUGAUCAUCCAUGUGUGUGAGAGCAAGUGAUGUGGUGCUGAGGGCCUGUUGACGGGAGAGGCGCGGUGCGUGUGUGAGAGAGCGAGAGGAGUGCGAGUGGAUGACGCAUGCUCUGCUGACUGCGACUGUUGUGUGCCACUGUGUCGAUCAUGCACAGGGUGCUUCUGCUCGUGCGUGUGUGUGUGUGUGUGUCUGAGUCUGUCGACUCGACGCUAUGGGUCUCUCUGUGAAUGCCACUUUAUUGAUCAUGCCGCCCCAGACCUGCGCACAUAAGGAG
Molecule: messenger RNA, 1902 nt
Organism: Vitrella brassicaformis
Lineage: Eukaryota; Vitrellaceae
Source: the annotation of a GenBank genome assembly